AUGAGCAGGCAAGAAAACGUCACUUUUCAUCUCAACGACACCCUGAACUCCCACGGAUACGGGCGGCAUUCAGUCUCUCGAUAUGCACGCCAUCAAGCUCGCGAGUUUCAACCCCACGCUCGCGACCCCUCCUCUUCUUUGAGCUUCGUCACUGACGGCAGGCGGCAGAAGACGGCAUGGCGUAACCAUGGGGCAUCCAAGACUAUCUUGAACUGUUUCUCUGGUUCUUUUCUUCAACUUUCUGGGUCAUCUGCCGCUAUCCUGCUAUCUGCAAAGCGCCCGCCCAUCAAGAACCCCUCGGGCCCCCUCGUCACUCACCUUGAUGGGUGUGAUCCUCGGUGGUCUAAAUCACCGAGCCAAAGUGGAAAAUCGGUUCCCGAUAGCUUGGAAUUUCAAAGCUACAAGAAAAAUCCAACCCUUCUCUUGCGUUUGGAGAUUGUCAUUGGUUGUCCCAAAAUCGACGAAAAUUUCUGCUUCAGCCCUCGUCCCCCCGUACGAACAACCGGCGAAAGCUCUUUUGCCUCUCUCGGCCAGAUACACACCAAUCGCUUCCACAUCCCAUCCCACGCAUCCAUUGAACACACCGUGACUGCCCAGGCCACACCGGGCAGGAACCCUUUGGACGCCGUCCCGACGAGCACCACGAGAGACAGGGCCCAAAGUCCAGAACAUCGCGUAAACGAGGACCUGAGAGGAGUUGGAGGGGCGCGCGCGCGGCCGUACUGUACGCAAAAGUCGAAAAGUCGCAGCAAACCAACGAGAGACGAAAGAACCAUGCUUUCCGAUUAUCGGACAUCCUCAACCUGGCCCACGGGAAACGCUCUCAUUAGCCUCUUCGCACUUUGUCCCCCCUUUUUCCCACGCCCGAAGCUUUUCCACAUGAGGCUCAAGAGGCUAGAGCUAUCCCGUCUGCGGACGACAAUGGACGGGCAUCGUGGGCCAGCCACACUGGGCACACGGGUGGGCGCGAAAGACGAUCUCUGGUUCGCACAAUGGGGAAGGGAAAAAAUUGACUGCACACCAAACGAACGGCUCCCGAUGAGUCUUAUCUAUGGAGCAUCAUUCCAUGCGGGCGGGCGGGAAGCGGAGGCUUGCGGAGGAUAG
This is a messenger RNA of Colletotrichum lupini, 1104 nucleotides long. RefSeq lists its product as uncharacterized. Bases 1 to 1104 code for a protein of 367 amino acids. The record is from RefSeq and is a predicted model, not a curated record. The transcript has 7 exons. Lineage: Eukaryota; Fungi; Ascomycota; Sordariomycetes; Glomerellales; Glomerellaceae.